GUUGGUGAGGCAGUGUCUCACCAGGGCCGCUACAUCAGCAUUCAGUCCUUGUUGGACCAAAUCGUCAAUGAUUGCAAUGGUGUCAGGCACAGGAACUUUGGUAAACAAAGAGACUACAUCAAAACUAACUAGCAAAUAACCUGCAGAUAGUGAGAUGUCCUUAAUUAACGAUACCAAGUGAGCUGAGUUAAGUACAGCUGAGGUGGUCUUACCAGUUGUAUGGUCUCAGACAUGAAUCGGGGCAGUUUGUAGGUGGGUGAGUCAAUGGUGGAGACAAUAGGAACUUCUUUAUGGAUUUUUGGUAAGCCAUACAAUCUGGGUGGUCUAGAAGCAGAUGGUUUUAAGUAAAACCGCUUGGUUGGUUCGAUUGAAGAUGUCGAAUCAGUGAUGGUAUUGUUGUUUUUUGUAACCAGGCAGUUGGUAGGAUCUCUAAUGAUUUUGGUAUAGCUACCAUCAUUAAGUAGGUCCUGAAUUUAUGUGACUUUACCAAAAGACCAAAAUAAUACGAACUCCUGUAGUCACGAAAGCUUUAAGUCGUUCCAUAUCAUGUUGUGAUGCGUGUGCGUUCCAUAGUGUUUUGCGAUGCGUGUUUUCCUGAGCGUGUUGUGAUGUGUGUUCCCUAGCGUAUUGUGAUGUGUGUUCUGCAGCGUAUUGUGAUGCGUGUGUAUUCUGUAGCGUGUUGCGAUGCGUGUGUGCAUUCCUAAGAGUGUUGUGUGUGCAUUCCGUAGCAUGUUGCGAUGCGUGUUCCAUAGAAUGUUGUGAUGCGUGUGUGUUCCGUAGCGUUUUGUGAUGCAUGUGUUCCAGAGCAUGUUGUGAUGUGUGUUACCUAGCGUAUUGUGAUGCGUUUGUGUUCCAUAGUGUAUUGUGAUGCUUGUGUUCCAUAGUGUAUUGUGAUGCAUGUGUGUUCCAUAGCAUGUGUGUUCCAAAGCGUGUUGUGAGGCGUGUGUGUGCCAUAGCAUGUUGUUAUGCAUGUGUGUGUUCAGUAGCGUGUUGCCAUGCGUGUGUGUUCCAUAGCGCGUUGUGAUGCAUGUAUUCCAUAGCGUAUUGUGAUGCGUGCGUUCCGUAUCGUGGUGUGAUGCAUGUGUGUUCCAAAGAGUGUUGUAAUGCGUGUGUGUUCUAGAGCAUGUUGUGAUGCUUGUGUGUUCCAGAGCAUGUUGUGAUGUGUGUUACCUAAGGUAUUGUGAUGCGUUUGUGUUCCAUAGUGUGUUGUGAUGCUUGUGUUCCAUAGCGUAUUGUGAUGCAUGUGUGUUCCAUAGCAUGUGUGUUCCAAAGUGUGUUGUGAGGCGUGUGUGUGCCAUAGCAUGUUGCUAUGCAUGUGUGUGUUCAGUAGCGUGUUGCUAUGCGUGUGUGUUCCAUAGCGCGUUGUGAUGCAUGUAUUCCAUAGCGUAUUGUGAUGCGUGUGUUCCGUAUCGUGGUGUGAUGCAUGUGUGUUCCAAAGAGUGUUGUAAUGCGUGUGUGUUCUAGAGCAUGUUGUGAUGCUUGUGUGUUCCAGAGCAUGUUGUGAUGCGUGUGCGUUCCGUAACGUGUUGUGAUGCAUGUGCGCGCUCUGUAGCAUGUUGUGAUGCAUGUGUAUUCCGUAGCGUGUUGUGAUUCGUGUGCGCGUUCCGUAGCAUGUUGUGAUGCAUGUGUAUUCCGUAGCGUGUUGUGAUGCAUGUGUGUUUUGUAGAGUGUUGUGAUGCGUGUGUUCAAUAGCGUGUUGUGAUGCAUGUGCGUUCCGUAGCGUGUUGCGAUGCGUGUUUUUGGUUGCGGGUUGUGAUGUGUAUUCGUUCUGUAGCGUGUUACAAUGCGUGUUCCGUAGCGUGUUGUGAUGCGUGUGUGUUCUGUAGCAUGUUGUGAUGCGUGUGUGUUCUGUAGCGUGUUGGGAUGCAUGUAUUCCAUAGCGUGUUGUGAUGCAUGUGUUCCAUAUCAUGUUGUGAUGCAUGUGCGUUCCGUAGCAUAUUGUGAUGCAUGUGCGUUUUGUCGCGUGUUGUGAUGCGUGUGCGGUCCGUAGCGUAUUGUGAUGCAUGUAUACCAUAGCGUGUUGUGAUGCGUGUUCUGUAUGAUGUUGUGAUGCAUGUGCGUUCCAUAACAUGUUGUCAUUUGUGCGUGUUCCCUAGCGUGUUGUGAUGUGUGUGUGUUCCAAAUCAUUUGUGAUGCAUGUGUUCAAGAGUGUUGUGAUGCAUGUGUGUUCCAGAGCAUGCUGUGAUGCGUGUGCGUUCUAUAGCAUGUUGUGUCUUCCAUAGGGUGUUGUGAUGCAUGUGUGUUCCAGAGCAUGCUGUGAUGCGUGUGCGUUCCGUAACGUGUUGUGAUCCGUGUCUGUUUCGUAGCAUGUUGUGAUGCGUGUGCGUUCCAUAGCGUGUUGUGAUGCAUGUGUGCGUUCCAUGGCGUGUUGUGGUGUGUCUGCGUUCCAUAGUGUGGUGUGAUGCUUGUGUGCAUUCCAUAGCAUGUUGUGAUGCGUGUGCGUUCCAUAGCGUUUUGCGAUGAAUGUUUUCCUUAACGUGUUGUGAUGCGUGUGCGUUCCAUAGCAUGUUGUGGUGUGUGUGUUACCUAGCGUGUUGUGAUGCAUAUUCUGUAGCGUGUUGCGAUGCGUGUGCAUUCCGUAGCAUGUUGUGAUGCGUGUGUGUUCCAUAGCGUUUUGUGAUGUGUGUGUUCCAGAGCAUGUUGUGAUGUGUUACCUAGCGUAUUGUGAUGCGUUUGUGUUCCACAGCGUGUUGUGAGGCGUGUGUUCCGUAGCGUGGUGUGAUGCAUGUGUGUUCCAGAGAGUGUUAUAAUGCGUGUGUGUUCCAGAGCAUGUUGUGAUGCAUGUGCUCAAGGACGUGUUGUGAUGCUUGUGUUCUAUAGCAUGUUGUCUUCCAUUGGGUUUUGUGAUGCAUGUGUGUUCAAAAGUGGUGUGAUGCGUGUGCACGUUCUGUAGCGUGUUGUGAUGCAUGUGCGUUCCGUAGCGUGUUGCGAAGCGUGUUCCAUAGCGUGUUUUGUGAUGCAUGUGUGUUCCAUCGCAUGUUUUAAUGCGUGUGCGUUCCAGAGCAUGUUGUGAUGCGUGUGCGCUCCAGAUCGUGUUGUGAUGCAUGUGGUGAUGCGCGUGUCCAUUCCGAAGCGUGUUGCAAUAAGUGUGUGUUCCGUAGCGUGUUGUGAUGCGUGUGUGUGUAUUCCUUACCGUGUUGAAGCAUGUGUGUUCCAUAGCGUGUUGUGAUGCGUCAGAGCGCGUUGUGAUGGAUGUGGUUCCAGAGCGUGUUGUGAUGCGUGUGCAUUCUGUCAUGUGUUGUGAUGCUUGUGUUCUGUAGCGUGUUGUGAUGCGUGCGCGUUCCGUAGCUUGGUGUGAUGCGUAUGUGUUCCAGUGUCUUGUUGACGUGUGUUCCAUAGCGUGUUUUUAUGUGCGUGUGUUCCCUAGCGUGUUGUGAUGCGUGUGGGUUUCGUAGCGUGGUGUGAUGCGUGUUCUGUAGCUUGUUGUGAUGCGUAUGUGUUCCAGUGUUUUUUUGGCGUGUGUUCCAUAGCGUGUUUUAUGUGUGUCUUCCCUAGCGUGUUGUGAUGCAUGUGGGUUUCAUAGCGUGGUGUGAUGCGUGUUCCGUAGCGUGUUGUGAUGUGUUUUCUGUAGCAUGUUGUGAUGCGUGUGCAUUCCGUAGUAUGUUGUGAUGCAUGUGUUCCAUAGCGUGUUGUGAUGCAUGUGUUCUGUAGCGUGUUGUGAUGUGUGUUCUAUAGCGUGUUUUUAUGCACGUGUGAUCCCUAGCAUGUUGUGAUGCGUUCGUGUUGCAUAGCGUAUUGCGAUGCUUGUGUUCCAUAGCAUGUUGUGAUUCGUGUGUGUUCCAUAGUGUGUUGUGAUGCGUGUGUUCGAAAGCUUGUUGUGAUGCGUGUGCGUUCCAUAGCGCGUUGUGAUGCAUGUGUUGCAGAGCCUGUUGUGAUGUAUGUUGCAGAGCAUGUUGUGAUUUGUGUUGCCUAGCGUGUUGUGAUACAUGUGUGUUCCAGAGUGUGCUGGGAUGCGUGUUACGUAUCAUGUUGUGAUGUGUGUGUUUCAGAGCGCGUUGUGAUGCAUGUGUUCCAGAGCGUGCUGUGAUGCGUGCCUGUUGCCUAGAGUGUUGUGAUGAGUGUGUUCAAUAGUUUGUUGUGAUGCGUGUGUUCUGUAGCGUGUUGCUAUGCAUGUUUCGUAGCGUGUUGUGGUGCGCGUGCUUUCCGUAGCGUGUUGUGAUGCGUGUUGUCACAGCAUGUUAGUGGACAGGCAUCCCACUAUGUGCGCAAUGAAUGUUGUGACGCAUGGUACCACUCGGAAACGGGCCGCAUUCCAUAACUAUCCGUCAUUGGUGUAAGCAUCUGAGCCACACUGAUUGGGAACUAGAGGGAGGGGGGGUCGUUUUGAACCGGCAAGAGCGCCGUGUUUUCUAAUCUUGUCGCUUUACGAUCGUCGCUCAUGCAGUGGCGGAAGUGACUGAGCCGUGUGUGGCAGUGCGGUGCUUUGCCCCAUAUCUUUGAGAGUGCGCAGUAAGGAAAUAGUUCAACGCAAUACUUUGGUCACCGAGGUCUCGUGUAUUUAAAUUUUCACGUUCCUCCAUUAUUUACGAUUCGUGUGACUUUUGGGUAAGGCCACGAAACGAUCCGCCCAAAAUUCAUGCCGUUAAGGUCCCUCCACCGCCCGACACAGCCAAACAAAUUCAAAUGCCCACGUGUACGAGGCGUUUAACAAUAGUUAUUAUUGCAGCUCACUCCCCGGAUGAGUUGAAGCACAGUCCCCACAGCCAAAUGUAGUGAUUAGAUAUUGUGUAUAAGGCCGCUUCACUUGAAACUGCGUCAGGCAUCUGCAGGUCAGAAACUAGAAUCUCACCCAGAUCUCGUCUCAUUGGAGACACAAAUAACAUCGCACCAUCCUGGCUUUGACAUUCCUCUUCCUCCUCGAAAACACCGGUGGUGGAACCACCGUCAACCGCAUCGGAAGAUCAUCAACAGGCCGAUAAACACAUCUCCUUUGUGAAUGGGAAAUUGAAGAGACGGAGCCACAGUGGUGCGACUGUGGCAAUGCAACCCAAACCAUGGACCGUGUAGUUAACCCACUGGAGUCAACGGAGGAACGGCAAAACGACACGAACUCUCUCCUGAAGGCCUCUCGUUGUGGCCAGCAGCAGCAGCAGCCCUAGACUUUGGCAUUUAACUUCUGAACCACAUUGCUGCUGCAGCUGCCAUCAUGCGCAAAAAGAGGUCAGACAGCAAGUCAGAAUGUUGGGUAGUGGAGGGUUUCACGACAAAACCCUGGGGACAGAUCAUUACACGGUGGAAACUCCCUCCCCCCCCUCCCCGCAGCAACUCCAUCCCAUCCCACCCAAAUAAAUCAAUAAAUCACGAACCAUGGCACCGGAUGAGUAUACCGGCGCGCGCAAUAACUCUGCCCUCUCUUCCAUUCGUUACCACCAGGCAGGUGCUCGUGCGGCUUUCCCCGCAGAACCGCACUCAAGUGCGCAGCCUCCCGGCGGCGGCGGCGGCGGCGCGGGCCUCGACGGGGAGCGGCCGUGCGAUGUUCGGUCGCAAGCGACGGCGGCCCGAGAUCUCGGCGCCGCGCAACUUCGUGCACCGCGUGCACACGGGCUACGACCCGCAGGGCAUGCGCUUCACGGGGCUGCCCGUGCAGUGGCACGGCCUCCUGCAGGAGACGCUGGCGCCCCGCCACCGGCACCGCAGCCCCGACCCGUCCUGCAUUCCCCCCCGCGAGCUGCGCGCCAUGAAGAAGAUCGUGCGUGGCAGGCGGGCUGCGACGGAUGGAGAUUUGAACGGACUCCUGGACGACUUCUACAAACUGUCAAUCCCCGGCUCAAACUCUCUGUACUCCGAGUGCGCCACCAGACAGAGCUGCGUGUCCGACCAAGGCCCGCUCUCCAAUUGGGAACGCACGGAUCGGGACACCCACGCGCACAAACAACAGAGCGGCCCGCGACCCCAGCGGCACAGCAGCGAGCCGUCGCCGCACAGGGAAUACGGCGUCUACCCGGACACGUCGGCCGCUUGUCCGGCCGGUCUCGGACAUCGGCCAGACUCGCCGAGUCACGGGAGGUCACGCGGAAGCCGGGACGUCAGGGCCUGCAUCCGGCAGCAGUACGAAGCCUUCCCGCUGCUCUCGUCCAACCAGCCGCUUAGCGUGGCCUGCACGCCGGCGGAAAACCGGUGGAACGCCAACGUCGGCGGCUGGAUACCGAAACCGCGCGACGGCAAAUCCUCGUCCGUGUUUUGCCAAAGCGGGAGCGACAGCGCCGAGGCGUCGAGCCGGCACCGACACGGCGCAAAUGCGGCAACCCCUCCGCACGGGGGGAACGGGCCGGGGCCGGCGGCGGAUCGCAGAAAAAGUAACAACCACCAUGACCACAGCGCCGUUGCCAUCGCCGCUGCUGGCCUUACAGUCGCUGCUCACGAUGAAGACCGCCGCCGCAUGGUCAUCGCGCCUGCCCAGCACCGCAGGGCGCCGCAAGCGGCAAGCUUCGAGCCGCCCGAUUUAUCCGGACCGGAGUCGUGCGACUGCUCUCGCGACGAGGUGCGCUACAGGCACAGAGACCCUGGGGAGCACAGAGGGGUGCAGCAGCAGCGGCAGCGGCCACGCUCGCUGCUGGAGCCUGCGGUGGGGCCCGUGCGACUCCACGAGCGGCCCUGGUCAGGGUACGCCCUGUGGGGGCCUCAGCUGCCUCUGGCACCCGGACUCUCCAGGGUCAGACGACACGAGAGCCAGGAGUUCGUAUAGCAGCGGGGAGGAAUUUCUUCACCGCACCGGUGCGUGUGAUGUUUGCCGGUGGACUGGAGUUGGGGACGUGACGAGUAAGUAGCCGCAGCCAUAGCAAGGGUGGUUCUGCAAGGACUUGGCACUUGACCGGUUUCACAUCUUCUAACCAGACUCAAAUUAAGAGCUGCCCUGCGGGCACUGAGGAACUCCCAUCAAAUCCGCGUAUGGGUGACAUGGAACACACAGAGGUCGUACCUCAGGUGUCAGAAAUAUUUACACAUUGUUCGGGCACUUGGGGUGGCGUGCAGCGGCACAGUGGCUAGCGCAGUGCGUUAAAAGCCCGGCGGCCACGACUUCCACGUCACAGCUACGGCCAACAUCAGUGGCACGCGAUAUCCUAACGGAUCCUGGGCUAUCCACGCCUUCGCCAACCCGCACUGACCAGCGUGCUGAAGUACGGUCAAACAAUUAAAGUGGCAUGGGGGCAGCCUUCAUCGAGCAGUGGAUUGAUAAAGGUGCCGUAGACACGCACACACACACACAUGGGUAACAGAGUCCAGUGGCAUCAGGAAAGUAUCACAAGGUCCGGUUAAAUGUCCACGCGAGUCAAAGCUCAGACAUGGGGGGGGGGACAAAUGUGACGAUCGCAAGUCACAAAAGAACUGCUGACGCCAUACAACCGAGACAUCUACCAAGCAAAUGGGCACUUGGCAGGCAAUCGCCCAGGAAGGGGGCUUCUGCUUUCAAAGGAGCGACUUGUUAUUGGGCCUCUCUGGGCCGCAGAGAUAGGGGGGGGGGGUGGCAGGUAGGGUAGUUGUCCCCCCCACUGCCACGGCUCGUAUCCAACAGGGCCUCUCCCCAUCUGGGAUUAUACUUUGGGCGUCUUUAAGAAAUAUAUAUAUUUUGAGAUCUCUCCACUUCUCUCCAUGUGGUCCUCGAGCCAUCGGUAACCACCUGGGGGGAGGGGGACGUGCCAACUGCGAUUUUCCUGAAGCAUUUUUAUAUUGAGGCCACAAAGCCGUACGAUAGCAAAGUCAUCGUGGUAGCUUUUUUUUUUACGUUAAAUUGUUCGUUAAUAUGGGUAACCGUCGUAGUGUAUUCGAUAGAGAAUAUCGGGGUUUUUUUUAAUAAAGACCACAAGUGGAACGAAACAUCCGCGGGAGCGUGACAAAUAUCUCCCACCGUAUAUUCUGCGAGUGGUGGACACUGCAGAGUGGUGGACACUGCCCAUGGUGGAUACGGGUAGCAUUUCACCACCCCCUUGGGUUGAAUGUCUCCGAGCUGGAUCACCGCAGCGGAGGACCGAGAGCCGCUGCGGUUCAACCUUAAGAGUGAAACAGUCUCCACGUGCUCCUCUCUGGCUGUUGUGCUUCGUGCCGUUGGGAAUUUGGAAGCCGAGAUUUUCCCUUUACAGGAGCUGUGGUGACCGCGACAGGGCCGGUGGGGGUUCGUGUGCAGUAACGUUGCGUGGUACGACCCAUGACAUUCUCCUUCCCGUACUUUGUCGUAUUGUCGCUCGCUGGGGCUAUUUCUGUUGAUAAUUAUCUGUGUAUCUCUCGGGGGAUGUAAUUUGCAGCGCUCUGCUGAAAGCUCUGCCGUUCAGGUAGAACUGUAAUGAUUACAAAAAUUACCGCACAACCACCGUACAAUCAAAUCGCUCUGCGUGAAAAAAUCAUGACCCUUCAGCUGUAUGCGGACUCAAAACUUCCAUUUCACGUGGCCCCGUCGCUGCUUAACGAUGACUCCCAACUCGCAGACGUGCUUCCGUGCAGCAUUCACUCCUCGCCUCUCGCGGAGGCAGGACGGCUCGGAGGCGCGAGGUCAAACCACGAACGAGCGGGAAGGAAGAAAAAGCAGCUGGGCGGGCGAGCCGACGCCAACAAUCGCAAGAGUUCUGCGGUCCUACAUAUGUUGAAAUGUUUUCAGCCAAUUCGUGAGUGUUCAUGCACGCGGGAGGAAACUGGAGCACUUGGGAGAAAAGCCACACAUGGGAGGGAGCAACGCUAUAUAAAACAGAUGGAACAGAUGAAGAUUCGUCCACAUUUUGGCGAGCCGGGGGUACACGGGCGGCUGCUCCCUCGAUGCUCACGGGAAGGGAAUUUCACAACAUGUAGGGCGAUCGAGCAACCCUCCACCGCCUCCAGGUGCUGUAUUGAAGGCCCCACGCGAAGCGAGCGCCGCAACUUAAUGUCACACGGCCCACGAACUUCGCGCGGCCUGUGGCCAACAUGAAAAUCCGCGACCUCGUAACAGCCUGCAAGUGACGGACGCUCGGGGUCCAGCCGCUGUGAGGAGCUUCACCUCGUGCCGGCCGUGACAUCGCCGCGUUCGCGAGAGGAGUUGCAGGCCCAGGCGUCGCACGCCACGGGGGGGGGGGGGGGGGG
Petromyzon marinus (sea lamprey) is the source of this 9048-nucleotide messenger RNA. RefSeq lists its product as uncharacterized. NCBI's taxonomy places the organism in Eukaryota, Metazoa, Chordata, Hyperoartia, Petromyzontiformes, Petromyzontidae. The record is from RefSeq and is a predicted model, not a curated record. Gene Ontology annotation, molecular function: protein serine/threonine kinase activity.